Xenia sp. Carnegie-2017 is the source of this 7579-nucleotide messenger RNA. Its product is annotated as unconventional myosin-XVIIIa-like. The transcript has 38 exons. The record is from RefSeq and is a predicted model, not a curated record. Gene Ontology annotation, cellular component: myosin complex. NCBI's taxonomy places the organism in Eukaryota, Metazoa, Cnidaria, Anthozoa, Malacalcyonacea, Xeniidae. The coding region runs from base 1007 to 7165 and encodes 2052 amino acids. Gene Ontology annotation, molecular function: ATP binding; protein binding; cytoskeletal motor activity.
AAAAAGGCAAGAAAUUUGGCCAGAUGUCAAGAAAGUUCAAGCGAAAAAAGACCAAAAAUGCCAAAGGGGCAACUUACCAAGAGAUACCAGGCUCAAAUUUAAUAGAUGAUGAUAGUGGCAAUGACAGUUGGCCCAAAGAAACACAGAGGAGAUUAUGAAAAGCUUAAAACAGUAAAAAUUGUUUUUAUCAUUGCAACUUGCAAAAGUUGGACGUUAUGUUUUUUAAAAUAAUGCAACUACACAAAAUAUAAUUUAAAAAUAAUUUUUACAAGAAAAUGUAAUAAUUAAGAGAAAAUGUAUAAUGUUUGUUAUGUAGACUUUUACGUGUAUUUACCAGAAAAUGAGUAAAAGUGCACUUUUAAAGUUUUUCAUUUACUUGGUUAUUGGAUGUAAUACGUCUGUUUUUCACCAAGUUGUUUCACAAAAACAGAAACUUCUAAACUUCACUUUGUGUUAUAAUUUGUGUUUGGAUAGUUCUAAAUAAAAAUGCUCGACUUAUUCAUAAAUGAUACAUUGUCCAUUCCUUGCAUUGUCUGAUUUUUCUUUUCUUUUUAAGUAAUAUGUAAUGUAAAGUGUAUGUCAAAUGUCAAGUCUUUAUAAUGAAAUAAUGAAACAGUUGUAAACAGUUGUAAAUCAGCAGAAUUUACCGUCUUUUAUGUAUAUAUAUAGCUGUAGUUUCAUGUGCUUACCUAGUUAGUUGCAGUUGCUUGUCAUGUAAUAGAACUCUUGCUUUAAAUCUAAUAAAUAUACAUGUUAAAAGCAACAUGAGAUAAGCCUCAAACCUAACCAAACAGGUCGUCCAUUUUAUUAAUCACCCCCUUCCCUGUCCGCCUUUUUCUCUCUCCUCUUUUCUCUAUAAUGACGUCCGCGAAGCAAGUAUUUUGAAUUGCACAGCCCGGUGCGUGUCACUCAUGACUGGCUCAUAACUAUAAACAAUAAAUAUGACUUGAAAGGCACUUGAAAUUUUAUUGCAUAUUGUUAGGGUCGCUAACCACAUCACCUUAUCAUGUUCAACUUUAAAAGGAAGAGUGAAAAGGGGGAUAAAGAUGCUAAAGAAAGUAAAAAAGAGGAGAAACGAAAACGAGAAAAGGACCGAAAGGCAAGAAACGAAAGGACUCUAUCGGGUCGAGAAAUGGCUGGGUUUAUUGCCCACUCCAGAGGUAUCGAGACUAACAACGUAAAGCCAGAGAAACAUGGAAUUUUUCGUUCUUCAAAGACAAAGUUUGGAAAGAAUUUGGAUUUUUCUGAGAGUAAUGAGAACAGCUACCGUAAUGGGCAAACCAUAGCAGAAAAUGAGCAGGAAAAUGGCGCCCCAUCUGUGUUAUCUCGAGUUAGUGCAUUUGAAAACUUACAAUCUAGUCAAGCAGGUUUCGUUAGGCAGUCUUCCGAAAAUUAUCAAAAUGCUUCUGAAUCGAGGUCAAGUCGUGGUAAAAGUGGCUCACUUAGUCGCAGUGAGGACUUUCAAAGAGUACAAACAAAAAUAUCAUUUGACCAAGUAGAUGGGCAUUCCGAAGGGCAUUUGUUUAACAACAAUAGCUACAACAAACUCGUUAUUGAACCCUCCGAAAUCGAAUCCUCACAAGUUGUCUUGUCUGAAAAUACAGACGACAGUUAUGUACCGGCAAACGAACCUUCUCGCGUUGUUAAGCCACCUAUACCACCGAAAAUUCGCCAACACAACGCCAAAAGUUCGUUAUCUACAACGCAUCACUCGUCUCUUGUCGUCAACCCUAGUCGAAAUACAAGUGUAAAAACAAAGCGAGCCGUAGAUGUAUUGCCUCCAAGCGAAAGAACGCUGGAAAACAACGGCGUCUCCCUUGUUUUGCCUGCCGUUAAACCGGUUGGAGAAGAAAUGUCUAGGUAUAUAAAACUGAAACGUCAAACAAAUGGAGGUUUUGGUUUUGCCUUGCGUCGUUCUACAACAAAUGAUAAUAAAGAAAUAUAUCUUGCUGAACCUGUGGCUGAAGCUUACGCAACCUGCCUUCUACCAGGAGAUAAAUUACUCGAGGUGAAUGGGCAUAACGUGGAAAAUUUAAGCCGUGAAAAAAUAGUUAACCUUGUAGCAUCAUCAGGUAGUGAAGUCGAACUAAAAGUUGUUCCUAUCCCAGAACUAGCUGAAUUAACUGUGAGAAGUGGUCUCGAUGGCGGCAGACUGCAGGUUGACGAAACUUUCAUACGCUCAGGCUCUUUAGCUAGAAGUGGCAGCAAGAGAAUCAAGAAGAAGACAAAAACGGAAGCUGAAGUUGCAUCUGAAAAAGAAUGGCUUGAGGCAGAAAAGGUAUGGGUUGUCCACAAAGGUGGGUUUUCUGGUGGUCGUAUGCUUAAGUCAACUAAAAGCAACGAAGUGGAAACAACUAGAAAGGUGAAACUUGAACAUGGAGGAGAAAUUAUGGAUAUUGAAGAAGAAUGCAUUGAAAAGGCUAAUCCACCUUGGUUUGAUCGUGCUGAGGAUCUUUCUGCCUUGAAUCAUCUUAAUGAACCAAGCUGUCUACACACAUUAAGACAGCGUUAUGGUAGCAGUUUGAUUCACACAUAUGCUGGACAAAUAUUGCUAAUCAUUAAUCCUUUGAAGAGCCUCUCGAUAUACACAGACAAGGUGAUACAAAUGUUUCGUGGAUGUAAACAAGAAGAUAUGCCUCCUCAUAUUUAUGCUUCAGCUCAAACUACAUAUCGAAACAUGCUUGCCAUGAAUGCUGACCAAUCCAUUGUGUUGAUGGGUGGAAGUGGUUCAGGAAAAUCUGUCAAUUGUUCACAUUUAUUACAUUAUUUUUGCUCGACAUCUGUGUCCCAACAAUCCUCGUUGACAGACGCCAAAGCUGUUGCUAUGUUAUCGUUGCUUCAAGCGUUUGGCAGCUGUUCUACAAGGCUAAACAACAACGCAAGUCGAUUUACCAUGUUAUUCACACUUGAUUAUGAUUCUUCUGGCAUGUUGACCAGUGGCUCACUUGAGACAUUUUUACUGCAAAAGAUAAGAGUUGUUCGGACACCUGAAGACGAGAGCAACUUUAAAAUCUUUCAAUAUUUUCUCGCUGGUUGUAACAAGAAGCUGAGACAAGAAUUCUUUCUCGACGUCGCUCAACAAGACCCAAAUUCCUUCAUAAAAUACAAGCAAAAGGACACAAAUCAACAACGUGAUCUGAAUAAAUGGAAUGAGUUGCAAAAUGCUCUGGAAAUCCUUGGUGCAAGUGUUGGUGAAUCAAAAUGCCUGUGGUCCAUCAUUGCUGCUGUAUAUCACCUUGGGACAGCUGGUAUUUCGAUGGGCAACGAGAAUAAACCAAGAUUCAAAAAUCCCGCUGGUGUACAACGUGCGGCCGCAGUUCUUGGGAUCAGCGUCGAUGAGAUUACCGAACUUGUUCUAUCUCCACCGAUGGUUAGUCAAAUUGUCAUUCGAGCUCCACGACGCAAAAAUCCAAGUCGUUUAUCGUCACAGUCAUCGGAAACUUCGUCAUCUAGUGUGCAAUCAAUGGAUAAUCAGAGAUUACGUCAGUGUACGGCAGCUCUGGAAGGUCUAGCGAUGGGAUUGUACCAGCAAGCCUUUGGUAUAAUGAUUUACUUGAUCAACAGGUCAAUCCAAGAAGGCGAUCCCAGACGUAUAGCAUCGAUAAACAUUUUAGAUUCGGCUGGAUUCUCUAGCUCCGUCUCUGAUGGUUCAGGAGCUCAUUUUGAAGAAUUUUGUCACAAUUAUCAAUCAGAACGUUUACAGAGGUUCUUCCACAACAUGACGUUCACGCAACAACUUGAUCGUUAUAAUAUGGAAAAUGUUGACUGUACCUUUAACAGUGUUUCGGGUUCACCCGAUACUGUUGUGACAGCAAUUGAUAAAGCUGUACAGGGUGGAAGUGUUAGCAUGGAUUUAAGGAAUGAGAAAAAAGGUCUUCUUUGGUUGCUAGAUGAAGAGUCUAUAUUUCCGGGAUCCACCGAACAAACAUUCUUAAAUCGGCUACUUGAGCGACAAAAUGUCGAUAUUUUUCAACCGGGUCCCUAUGAAACGAGUUUUUAUCUAAAACAUUUCCAAGCACGACAAAUGACUCUCUAUAAUGUCAAGGGUUGGCUCAGCUUGGCACGAGAGCAUCCCGCUGUAAAACAAGCUCAUACCUUGCUGGUUCAGUCUUCUAAGGAUGAUCUGGUUACGAUGGCGUUGAAGCAUUCAGAUGGUUUAAGUCGAACGAGAAGCUUUUAUCGUAAACAAUCUCCAUCUACAAUGUCAGUGAAAAAAGAUUCACUAUGCCUGCAGCUCAUUUAUCAAGUUGAUAACGUGUUGGAUUGUAUUCGAAAGACUCACAUUUCUUUCAUACAAUGCAUGUUGCCUGUCUCUGGGGCGGGAAAGUAUGAUCCUUUAGUCAGCGAAAAAUCAGCAAAUAUCGACGUUCCACUACUUCGUGCUCAGUUAAAAAGAGCUCAAGUAUUGGACGCUGUUCGUCUUCACAGACAAGGUUAUCCUGAACAUAUGACAUUUGGUGAAUUUCAACAUCGAUUCAGUAUUUUGGCGCCCACGGAGAAUCGACAAGCCCAGCCGGUUUUGGAUGAGAAGAAAGUAGCACAAACUUUACUAAAUGCCCUGGAUUUGAAUGAAAGUAGCUACAGACUUGGUUUGUCUCAGAUAUUCAUGCGAGCAGGCACUCUAGCCCAACUUGAAGAUUUGAGAGAUGAGACGAUCACGGAUAAUCUAAUUGAACUGCAGGCAUUCUGCCGAGGUUUUCUUUCCAGAAAGAAGUUUGCCAAGCUCAAGGUUCAACAAAAAGCGAUCAAGUGCAUUCAAAGCAAUGUGAGGCAGUUUUUAGAAAUUCGUGAUUGGCAAUGGUGGCGUUUGUACACCAAGAUCGUUCCUUUGUUGGAUAUUCAUCGAAGCGAUAAAGAACUCAAAGAUAAAAUGGAUGAAGUGGCUUCGCUAAACGCUAAGAUCUCAAAACUUGAGAAAGAAAAGAUUUCAAUGCAAGAAGAUAAUCAGCGCUUACAACAAAAGGUUUCGGAGUUAUCAGAGUUACUUGACGAUGAACGUGAAUCUGGUCAUGGUAAAACGGCCUUGCUACAAGAGGAACAAAGUUUACGAAUCAGAGCUGAGAAAGAAAUCGAAACUUUAAACGCUCAACUUUUGAGGUCACGAAAAAAUUCAACUGUUCAAGCAGAAAAUAUCCAAGCGGAGAUAGUAACUAUGACAGAAAGUGUCAUGCAUGAGAAUGAGCCUCCCCGGGAAGAAAAAUCAGUGGUAAACCCUGAAUAUGAAAUCGAGAAGCCAUCAAAAUGGAGUUCAGACAAACAGAAUGUUGAAAAAAUGCUUUCCGACAAGGAAGCUGAAAACGAGGAACUUUCGAGGGAUAUCAGUAAUCUAAAACGUAAAAUCACACGAACGAGUGCCGAAAUGAACGACAUGAAAUUAUUGUUAGAAAAAUCGCAGGCGAGGAAUUCUGACCUCGAAAAGAAACAAAGACGAUUUGAUGCAGACAUCGCUCGAGUGCAAGAAGAAGUGAAACAAGAACGAUCACUUAAGGAGAAAGCAAUUCGCGAUAAAGAUAUGGCCUUCUCAGAACGUGUUCAACUUGAACAAGAGAUAGAGCGUUACAAACAGAAAGUGUCAGAUAUCAGAAAUGAAAAAGAGCGUGUAGAAAACGAUCUCCGUGAUCUGGGAAAGAACAAAGGUGAUAACAAGGCUGUUGAAAUGGCGAGCAAUAAACGAGAACUUGAGAAAAGAAUUGAGGAACUAGACGACGAAGUUGAAGAGCAGGCAGAUCAGAUUCAGUUGCUGGAGCACGCCAAAUUAAAGCUGGAAAUGGAUUUAGAACAAACAAAGAAACGCGUUCAGAAAGAAUUGGAGAGAAAAGAUGAAGAUAUGGAGGAAUUAAAAUCUAAUUAUAUUAGAAAGGUCAAGACACUUGAGGCUCAGUUGGAGGAAGAACAUCACGAAGUUUCGCAGGCGGUAAAGGCGAGAAACGAAUCUGACCGCAAAUUGAUGGAUCUGCGACGGGAAGUGGAGCAUUUGAAGGAGCACGACAGCUCGGGAAAGCGAUAUAAACAAGAUCUGAAGAAUACGAAAGCGUUAUUACGCGAUGCUCAACAAGCUAUUGAACAGUUGAGCCAACAAAGCAAAAAAGAUAAAACACAAAUAAAACAAUUAAAACAUCAGUUAGAAGAUCAAUUGCAAGCAACUCAAAUGGCACUGAAAUCAAAGAAACAACAAGAAAUGGACGCACAAGACAUUCAAACUCAAUACGAUACGCUGGCGCGCACGAAAAUUGAGCUGGAGGAGAGAUGUUCCGGUUUGGCUCGUGAAAACAACGAACUUAGAAGUCAUGUAGAAGAAGACGAGGAAGAAAUGAAGACUUUGCUACAGAAAAAUAAGGCGCUCGUUGCCCAGAAUGCCAAUGUUCAAGCUGAAAACGCAGAGCUAAACGAUGUGAAACACAAUCUUGAAAACGAAGUUAAAACUCUUCAAUCGGAGGUUUCAAAUUUUACCCAUCGACUUUCUUAUUUCGAAGAAACAUCUGUUGAGAAGAAUAUCCAUGACAAGAUAGGAAAUAAGGUGAGAGAUUUAGAACAAAAGUUGGAAUCUGCUCUCGCUACAUGUAAACGUUUGGAAGUCACGAAUGAACGGUUACGUGAACAGCUGGAAAAAUCAUCUGAUGAACAAGCUAUACUCACUGAUAGAGAGUCGAAAGUUAUUCACGAGAAAAACAAACUUGAAAAGAGGUUAAUUGAAAUGAAGGAAGAAUUAUUAAAGUUAGAAAAACAAGAAAAUGAUGAGAAAAAGCGACGAACGGAAAAGGAAGCAGAAUUUGAAGAACUUGAGGUGACUCUUACUGCGACAAAGAGUGAACUUGUCAUGACAAAGAAAAGAUUAGCUGAUCUACAGCAAGUGAUGGAAGAUAAUAUCAAUGGUAACAGUGAUAUGACGUCAGACUCUGAUGAUGACGAUGAUGAUUCUGUUACAAAUAGUUCAAUGUCGUCCUAUCGACCUGUGAGCAUAUCACGUCUUCCUUCAGAACCGAGGUCCUAUAAAUCUUACGAAGAUUUAGACGACAUGCAUGAUAUUAGUGAUAGAUUGAUGCGAAAACUUGAUGCAUUGGAUGACGUAAGCUCUCCGGCAUCCUCGCGAUCUCCAGUUGGCCAGCAAUCGGUCUCCGAUGAAGGAUCGACAACUUCCGAUCUUCAAAUUCAUAAUGAUGUCUGAUCUUCAAAUUCAUAAUGAUCACGCAUAAAAUAGCAAUCUUAAUUUGUAUUUCCGAAAAUCACAGCGAACGAAGACAUUUCUAUGGACAUAACGAUAAGCAGGAAAUUUCCAAUUUCAUUUUUUCUUUCAUUGACAAAAGUCUCGUCAAAAAUAGCAAACGUUAAGGAUGGGGAAACCCCACUCUCUUCAAUAUGAAACACUUCCACAGACAAGGGAAAACGAUUUUUAUGCACGAGCAAAAUAAUGAGCAGUUUCAUUUAUUAUUCUUCAUAAAUAUUUAUGCUUACGCAUUUUACAAAAAUUAAAUUAAAUGUGAGUAGUUAUAAUUUAAUGAACAUCUAUCGAUUCAAGGUAUUUUUUGUAUAGGUGAGUUAUUGUACUUCUAGAAAACAAUGUUUGUGUCGUUAAUGCAAA